AUGCCCUCCUUCCUUGUUUCUUUUAUUCCUUCUUUGUUAUUUGUUUCAUUUUAUUUUGCUUUCGUCUUUCGUUAUUUUCUUUUUACUCUUCUUCUCCUUCUUCUUCUUCUUCUUCUUCUUCCUUCCUUCCUUCCUUCCUUCCUCCUUUCUACUCUCUUUCCUCUUUUCCUUCUUCAUGUCUUCUCUAGUUCUUUCCAUAUUUUUUUCGGUUUUAAUUCUUUCCUUUCUUUUCUCAUUCUUCUCUUCCUUCCUUUUUCUUUCAAUUGUUCUUUCUUUUUCCUUCCUUCUUUCUUCCAACCUUCUUUCUUUCAUUCUUUCGUUUUUCAUUCUUCCUUCUUCACUUUCUUUCUUUCUUUCUUUCUUUCCUUCUUUCUUUCGUUUUUAGUCUUUCUUUCCUUCCUUCUAUCGUUCUUUCAUUCUUUUCUGUCUUCUAUCAUUCUUACUUUCUUUUCUCUUCUCUGUUCACCUUCCUUAUUGCUUUCUUUCCUUUCUUGUUUCCUUUCUGUAUAUCAUACAGCCAUAUUCAGUGGACACGCGAUUAAACUAUCUCCCCAUUUGGAUUUCACUAAUCGAUGCUAUAAUAAACUUGAUGACACCAAGUUUCCUUUGCAUGACGAAAUUCCUCUUAGUAUUACUUACAUAUUAGACAAUGUGAAUCUUCACUGA
This is a messenger RNA of Acanthosepion pharaonis, 666 nucleotides long. Lineage: Eukaryota; Metazoa; Mollusca; Cephalopoda; Sepiida; Sepiidae. The record is from the annotation of a GenBank genome assembly.